UCACAACACCGGAAGAUACCCUUUCUCAUCGCCGGGGUGGCAAUUUCCGGCUUGCUGAAGAAAGUUGAUCAGGGAAGGUCUACUGGUUCCUGGAUUUUGAAAAAUGGAUAGCCAGGGAAGGAAAGUGGUGGUUUGUGACAAUGGAACCGGGUUUGUGAAGUGCGGCUAUGCAGGGUCCAACUUCCCUGAGCACAUCUUCCCAGCGCUGGUGGGCAGGCCUAUCAUCCGCUCCACGGCCAAAGUGGGCAACAUUGAGAUCAAGGACCUGAUGGUGGGGGACGAGGCAAGCGAGCUGCGCUCCAUGCUGGAGGUCAACUACCCCAUGGAGAACGGCAUCGUGCGCAACUGGGACGACAUGCGCCACCUCUGGGACUACACGUUUGGCCCUGAGAAACUCAACAUCGACUCGCGCAACUGCAAGAUCCUGCUCACUGAGCCGCCCAUGAACCCCACUAAGAACAGGGAGAAGAUCAUUGAGGUGAUGUUUGAGACAUAUCAGUUUGGUGGUGUUUACAUCGCAAUCCAGGCUGUGCUCACUCUUUAUGCUCAAGGUCUUCUCACUGGAGUGGUCGUGGAUUCAGGUGAUGGAGUCACACACAUCUGUCCGGUUUAUGAAGGUUUCUCUCUUCCCCAUCUUACCAGACGACUAGACAUUGCAGGGCGUGACAUCACUCGCUACCUCAUCAAGCUGCUGUUGCUGAGGGGCUAUGCCUUCAACCACUCUGCUGACUUUGAAACGGUGCGCAUGAUGAAGGAGAAGCUGUGUUAUGUGGGCUACAACAUAGAGCAGGAGCAGAAAUUGGCCCUGGAAACCACUGUCCUCGUGGAGUCCUACACGCUUCCUGACGGCAGGGUUAUUAAGGUGGGUGGGGAGCGCUUCGAGGCCCCAGAGGCGCUGUUCCAACCGCACUUGAUCAACGUGGAGGGGGUUGGAGUGGCUGAGCUGCUCUUUAACACUAUCCAGGCAGCCGACAUCGACACCAGAGCGGAGUUCUACAAACACAUUGUUCUAUCGGGCGGCUCCACCAUGUAUCCCGGGCUGCCCUCUCGUCUGGAACGUGAGCUGAAGCAGCUGUACCUGGAGCGUGUGCUGAAGGGAGACGUGGAGAAACUCUCGAAAUUCAAGAUCCGAAUUGAAGACCCCCCACGACGUAAGCACAUGGUGUUCCUGGGCGGGGCGGUGCUGGCAGACAUCAUGAAAGACAAGGACAACUUCUGGCUGACGCGCGAGGAGUACCAGGAGAAGGGUGUACGCGUCCUGGAGAAGUUAGGCGUCACCGUCAGAUAAACCUACGAAAACAACCCCCCCCCCCUACCCUCGCCCCAACCACUCCUCACGGACCCACACCACAGCAUCUCCUCCGAUACGAUACCAUUAUAUAUACGAAAACAAAUAUCUAUCAUUUCACUUCACUUCCUAAGUUCUGCAUCUUCUUUCACAGAUUCACGCCAUCCAUAGACAGAGGGAGAGAGAGAGGGGAAAAAAAGGGAGGGAGGUGUUGUUAGGUGGGGGGGUUGAGAUUUGAUAUGUGGGUUUUGGGGUAGAAUCCCUGUCUCUAUUCUCUACUUCUUUGGCUAGGGGGGGAUGCCAUUUUACCCCAAAUAGUAACCAUAGUAAUUGGACAAACCAAAUUAACUCACCCAUUUUGUUGUCAUGAUUACCACUUGUCACCCCGGCCAACGUGCUGGGGUUGUUUUAUAGGCAGGCUUCUCAGAACGAGUGCAGGUUUCUCUCUCUUUUCUUGGUUUUGUAUCUCUCUCCCUCCUGUCUCGGCUGGCUUAUUGCACCAGGCAUAUUUGUCCUUUGAGAAGACAAGUCCUAGGUUACGGAAUUGGUCCAUUUGGGUGUUUUGAAGUCAAAGUGCGGCUUUCUCUUUGCCCUGGUUUGGGUUUGUAGUCUGUAAUGGCCUCCAGUUGACCUCUUCUCUGACCCCUGGAUGUUAUUUAAAACCAGGCAUUGGCCAGACCCCCCCCAUCCCCCCCUCCAGAAUCCUUAACAAUUCCAUAUGAGGACUGUUCUGAUUUCUGUGUCAGUGUCUUUAUUAUUAUGAUUUUAUAUAAUUUCUUUUAUAGAAGGGGAUUGGUUUGUAUGUUUUCUUCUGUUGGAUGAUGUAGAUUUUAUUUUCUUCUUUUCUUUACGGUCUAUCUACUUUUCAUAUGCUUUCUCUCUUUCUUUUGCAGUGUAUUACUUUCAUUGUGUCAGUGUUGGGGCACAGACAUUUGUAAAAGUCAUGUGUUCAUUAAGAAGAUGUCAUCUUCACUCUGACCCUUUGAGAAAUUCCUCAUAUUUUAUUGCUUUUUUGUUUUCUUUUUGAACUAUGGGCAUCUGUAAGGACUCUUAUAAGGGGCAAGGAUCCCCAGAUUCUGCUAUGGUCUGGUGUCAUCGCUAGGGUCAUUGGGGAGAGAGUGUAAUGGUCAAAAUGAAGAAAGGACCAGGUGUCUUUGGGCAUGGAGAUGUUUAAAAACCAACGUUGAGGUCUCUGUCUGCCCCUCAAACGAACGUGUGUACAUUGAAGGCACUUCAUACUCAAUAUAUAACUAUAUAUAUUAUUUUUUUUUCAUAAAUGUUCAUCCAGUGCCAAGCGCAGUUAUUGUAACUGGAUAUUUUUUGUUGUUUUGUUUUAUUUUGUUUUGUUUUGUUCAUAGCAUAACUGCCUAACGCUGAUUUAAAUAAAGAAAGUGAUUUAUAAA
Alosa alosa (allis shad) is the source of this 2691-nucleotide messenger RNA. RefSeq names its product actin-related protein 2-A. Gene Ontology annotation, cellular component: Arp2/3 protein complex; actin cortical patch. NCBI's taxonomy places the organism in Eukaryota, Metazoa, Chordata, Actinopteri, Clupeiformes, Clupeidae. The transcript has 9 exons. Gene Ontology annotation, molecular function: actin filament binding. Gene Ontology annotation, biological process: Arp2/3 complex-mediated actin nucleation. Bases 104 to 1288 code for a protein of 394 amino acids. The record is from RefSeq and is a predicted model, not a curated record.